This is a messenger RNA of Aspergillus mulundensis, 831 nucleotides long. RefSeq lists its product as uncharacterized. The record is from RefSeq and is a predicted model, not a curated record. The coding region runs from base 1 to 831 and encodes 276 amino acids. Lineage: Eukaryota; Fungi; Ascomycota; Eurotiomycetes; Eurotiales; Aspergillaceae. The transcript has a single exon.
AUGCCCAUUGGCUUACAAGCAAUAGAACAAGAGAACUCGGAAUUGUCUCAAUUCUACGACCAUUCCUUCACAGUCCACGAGACAUCAGAGAUAUCUGCACCUGGCACACUAUUGGGUGAUUCCACCAUGGACAGUGGUCAAUGGACUGCAAGCAUAGAUACCUCCAUUGCGACAAAUGAUGAGAGAGAAACCUCAGCUGUGCGGCCAUACAUUCAGGGCAGCGUCACGAAUCUGCAAGAUAUACCUAAUACAGUGUAUUUGAACUCUAUUGUACCACAAACUAUGACGAUCAACCUCAUCGUUGCCAUCAUAGAUAUCCGGCCUCCUCGCCGUAUUGUGACGAGACAGUGGAAAAGAGAGCAAGAUCUGGUUGAAGUGGUGGUAGGAGAUGAGACGAGAACGGGGUUUGCGGUUACUUUUUGGCUCCCUCCGUCGGACAACAAGGUGGUCACUGCUCGCGGAUGCGGCGAUGGGGCUGGGGAAGAGCUACGAGCGUCGUUGAUGCAACUACGACCACGAGAUAUUGUUCUGCUACGCACGGUGGGACUGGGCUGCUUCCGGGACCGGGUGUAUGGGCAGAGCUUGCGGAAAGGACUCACCAAAAUCGACCUGCUGCAUCGCCAACAAGUUGACGCAACUGACACAGGCGGGAUUUACAAAUUGCGGGACAUUCUUAACCAUGUUGCCAAGGACGAUGAUCUGCCGUUGGUGAAGGUGCGCAAGGUACACGAGUGGAUCAGACGAUUCGUCCCGGAAGCAGCAGGCGGUAGUAACAGGAAACGUCGAAGGAUUGCGACUUUGCCUCCUGAUUCUCAGGACGGAAUGUUAUAA